CGCGCAGGGCUCGGCGGCGGCGGGGAGCGAAAGCAGCGUGAGGCGGCGGCUGCAGCCACAGCCACCCUCCCACACAGCAUGUCGGGCACCCGGGCGUCCAACGACCGCAGCAGCCACCCCGCCGCCGGCGGCGGGCUGAAGCGGGCGCGCAGCGAGCCGGGCGGUAACAAAGUGACCGUGGUGCUGGGGGCGCAGUGGGGGGACGAAGGCAAGGGCAAGGUGGUCGACCUGCUGGCCACCGAGUCGGACAUUGUGUGCCGGUGCCAGGGUGGGAACAACGCAGGCCAUACUGUCGUCGUUGAUGGGAAAGAAUAUGAUUUUCACCUAUUUCCUAGUGGCAUCAUUAAUCCAAAGGCAAUUUCUUUUAUUGGUAAUGGAGUGGUUAUACAUUUACCAGGCCUGUUUGAAGAAGCUGAAAAGAAUGAAAAGAAAGGUUUAAAAGAUUGGGAGAAAAGACUGAUUAUAUCAGAUAGAGCACAUAUAGUGUUUGACUUUCACCAGGCAGUAGAUGGGCUCCAGGAAGUGCAGCGUCAAGCACAAGAAGGCAAAAAUAUUGGCACAACGAAGAAGGGGAUUGGACCAACAUAUUCUUCCAAAGCUGCACGAACAGGCCUUCGGAUUUGUGACCUCCUUUCUGACUUUGAUGAAUUUUCUUCAAGAUUUAAAAAUCUGGCACAGCAAUACAAGUCAAUGUUUCCCACGUUGGAAAUUGAUACAGAAGGACAACUGAAAAAGCUAAAAGGAUAUGCUGAAAAAAUAAGACCCAUGGUUCGAGAUGGUGUGUAUUUUAUGUAUGAAGCUCUUCAUGGCUCUCCAAAGAAGAUCCUUGUUGAAGGAGCCAAUGCAGCAUUACUUGAUAUUGACUUUGGCACGUAUCCCUUCGUGACCUCGUCGAACUGCACCGUGGGCGGUGUGUGCACCGGGCUUGGUGUCCCUCCCCAGCACGUGGGUGAUGUGUAUGGAGUGGUGAAGGCCUACACCACUCGGGUGGGAAUUGGAGCCUUCCCCACCGAGCAGAUUAAUGAAAUUGGAGAUCUUUUACAGUCCCGUGGCCACGAGUGGGGAGUAACUACAGGCAGAAAGAGGCGCUGUGGCUGGUUAGAUCUUGUCAUUUUGAAAUAUGCUCAUAUGAUCAACGGAUUCACUGCUUUGGCGUUAACAAAACUGGAUAUUCUCGAUGUCCUUGAUGAAAUUAAAAUUGGUGUUGCCUACAAAUUGGGUGGAAAAAGAAUUCCAUAUUUUCCAGCUAAUCAGGAGAUACUACAGAAAGUGGAAGUAGAAUAUGAAACAAUGCCUGGGUGGAAGACGGACACAACUGGAGCACGAAAAUGGGAGGACCUCCCACCCAAGGCCCAGAAUUACAUCCGUUGUGUGGAAAACCAUGUUGGCGUGCCAGUUAAAUGGGUUGGAGUUGGGAAAUCAAGAGAGUCGAUGAUCCAGCUGUUCUAAACAAAUGAAGAACUCCAGUGAUGAGAAGCACAACGUGGCGUUCAUCAGUCCCUUACUGCUUCCCUCUUUAAAUGGAAAUGCUAUUUAAAACAAACAUAAUCUUCUAGGAAUUGAAUAGAAACACAACAUAUAUUCUGUAUUGUAACAUUUUAUUUAUCUUUAAGUUCUCAGUAAAUUCAGUGUAAAAUCUCCUUGUUGGCCAUCUUUUAAAAAAGUCCAAAAAGUAUUCCUAACAAAAUAAGGAAAGUUUUUUUUUUAAAUUUGAUCCAUGUUACUAUUUGGAAGUACUUUACACCUAUAUAGAGUUACUUCUUGCUGAAACCAGUAUUAAGCCUUUUCCAGUAGCUACUGGGUAACUUUAGAAUUGUGAAACUUGGAUUUGUUCUUCAACUUCAAAUGUUAAAAUGUCUGUAUAUCUGGGUUGGCAGUACUAAGAUAGGUACCAUGCACUGAAAUUGGCUGAAUUAUAAAUAUUUUCAGUUUCUAAAAUACAGCAAAGUUAGGUAGGUAUUUUUGACUGCACAAAGCAAAGCAAACACAAUUAUCUAUAAUUUUUAUAUAAUUACUUUUAAUGGCCUAUUGAAAUGAAUGGAAAGCAGCUAAAAUAUAUUUCUUACAAAGCCUAUUGUAGGAACUGAGAUAACAUCUGCAGUGGGGCCAAACUGGAGAAAGCUGACCUGUCUAAUAAUGCUUUGAACUGUCCUGUGUACUAACAGCCUGGAGACUGUCAGGUGUGCAGCCUUUAUUUUAAGCAGUAGGGAAAAGGAGUGAGUGAAGGUGGAAGGAAGAGAGUCCUCAAGUUACAAAACACACAGGGAGAGUGGAGCUGAGGCAGCACCACUGCAUUUUCUCCACGAACCUGAGACAUUUCUUCCCGCUAGUGCUGUGACUGUAGUUUCCAAAGUUUUACUGUAGUACUCUGUUGAGGAACUUGUGACUUGCAGUUCUGUAAGGCACUCACUUCCACAGCUCCUGGGUUUCCAAGAAUAAAUCAAGGCAUGACUCAA
Molecule: messenger RNA, 2456 nt
Organism: Lepidothrix coronata (blue-crowned manakin)
Lineage: Eukaryota; Metazoa; Chordata; Aves; Passeriformes; Pipridae
Gene: ADSS1
Product: adenylosuccinate synthase like 1
Exons: 13
Coding region: 79-1449 (456 amino acids)
Biological process (GO): 'de novo' AMP biosynthetic process; IMP metabolic process
Cellular component (GO): cytoplasm
Molecular function (GO): GTP binding; adenylosuccinate synthase activity
Source: RefSeq, a predicted model, not a curated record